UUUCUUUUGACGAUGAAUAUACGUGCGUAAAUAAACGAUGACCAGUGAUUCUCAAAGUGGAAGUUACACAUAUGAAUUUUUAUGUUAAUGGGGAAUGCAUGGAUACGUCAUCGAUGUUGGAUAAACGUAAUCGCCUUGAAAUAUGUUUCUAUAUAUAAUAGUAUAUGUAAGUCGACUAUCUCUCUUUCUCUCUCUUUUUCUGUCUCUAUCUUUGCCUCUCUCUUUCUCUCUGUCUCUCUUUAACACGUUCGUUCUAUAUCUCUAUCUUUUUCUCUUUCUGAUAUCACAUAACGCAAGAUCGAUAAUUUAUCGGUCUUAUCAUACGAAUGGUAUUAUCGUAGCGAUAUUGGCGAUAAUAAAAAUAAAAAAGAAGGUAUUUAUACGAAGGGCUUAAAGAUAUAUAUGUAUUGAGAACGUUCGCAGUUUCUUAUCGUUUGUUGAACGUAAAUCUUUUUGCGGUUAAAUUCCGUGAUAUAUAGGAAUAAUAUACUAUAUGCAUAUAUCGCAUAUAUUUAUCUUUUUCUUUGUCCCUUUCUUCAUUUUUUUCUUUCUCAUUUAUUCUAUAUUCGUAUCUCGUCGAGUGAUAUCCGUUAUCCGAAUGGACUCGUUGUCGAGGUUAAAGAUAAAAAAUGUGAGCUGGUUAGAAAGAUAUAAAACAAAGCAGAGAAAUGGCAUUGACGAUCGUCCCAUCGGCCCGCGUUUUUAAUGGAAACGUCGCAGGCACGCAGGCUUACGUUUCCGGCUCUAAAUGUCUCUGUUGUCCAUACGGUUAUCACAUCGAUCUAGAUUUUGUACGUUACUGUGAGGCAGUAGCAGCUGGUAGUACAGGCGACAGAUCUAGCAUCGAGAGACGAAAGAAACGAGAACGCAGAAGACAAUGUCAGUCGAUGGAAGUUCUCUUAGGACUGGUGAGUCCGGCUCUAGCGGGAAUAGAGACCGAAUCGCCAGAAAUAUCGCGAGAAUCUUCAGCGUUAGCCACGUUGGCGACGUCUACGACGAGAAACAAUUGCGAUGGUUCGAGUACUAUACCAAGAUCGAGCCAUCAACGGCAUCGUCAACGUAUGGAAGAUAACAGGGACGAAUCCAGGACUACUGCUAGUAUUAAUACUACUGUUACUACUACUACUCCUACCACCGACACCUUGGAUUUGAGUGAUGUAGUAGGUGACUUCGAGGCAACCUUGAAACGUUCGUCAGGUGGAGGAUCUACGAGGAUUCGUGAUGAUCGUGUUGAAAUCGAUGGAACGACGAAGACAACGCCGGUGCAACCAACAACGCGAACGAAUGAUCUCGACGAUGCCAGCAUCGGAAGUGUUAAUUCAAAUCUCAGUACCGGUGCUCUUCAGAACAUUCGUGAGCAGAUGGCAGCGUCUUUGGAAAGAAUGAGAGAGUUGGAGGAACAGGUCAAGGCAAUUCCCAUGCUAGAGGUGCAACUGUCGGUAUUGAAAGAAGAGAAAAGGAAUCUUUUGCGACGAGUCGAAGAAUUGAGUAAAACGAAUUCUAAGGAGGAAAAGAUGAAGGAGAUGAAGGAGAUGAAGGAGAUGAAGCAGGUGAAAGAGAUGAAGGAGGUGAAAGAGAUAAAAGAGGUAAAAGAGACAAAAGAGUUAAAGGAGAUGAAAAAGAUAAAGGGAGAAAAGGAGAGGGACAGGGUGAGGGAGAGGGAAAGGAACGAUAGUUUGGAAGAGAUGAGAGUGGGAGAACAAACGAUGGAAAUCUCGAAGAGAUAUCGUAGCCAGUCGUUCUCAGAAGAACGGAAUUCUUGGCGAGAAUCAAGAAAGAAUAGCGAAUAUCGUGGUGGUGGUUAUGGUUGGUGGUAUGGUGACGUCGAUUCGACGCCUACCACGAGGGAUACCGGAACGAUGUGUGCCGUCAUGACGCGGGACGUCGGUGUUUCGCACCAGCAGGUCCGAACGCGAGACGUGGGUAUGUUGACGAGUACGCCGAUAAAACCAUGCUUAGAAAGAAGUCGAAUACGAAUCGAAGAAAUUUUACCAGAUUUGAACGACACGAGUACAAGGAUAAUGACAUCGACGAGAUUACGUUGUUCGACCGAUCAAACCAACAAUUAUUGGAAACGUAAUGUAACACGUAAUCAAGGAACUUCGAUCGAGGAUAAUACGUCGUUAGAAAUGAAGAUCGAUAAACAUUAUAACAAAAUAAUACUAAACCCACUUCAGAUUGAAACGAAUUCGUUGUAUAAUAGCGUCGACGACGAUAGUAAGAUAUAUAGAAAAAUUCGUGAAUUUGGUACGAACACGGAGAGCCCUUUGAAGAGAUUAGAACGUGCACGUUUUCUCGUCGAGGACAUAGCACCGGUGGUCGUUAAAAAGAUCGAUAAAAAAUCAUACGGCACGAUUACAAAUUUAAUGAUGAAGGAUAUAUUGACGAACGAGGACGUGACCGUGAUAGUCGACGAUGCUCUUAGAAUCUAUAAGAAUACCGUUUUAAAAAAGACGUCGAACAGGGGAACCCAAUGUACCGAGGAAAUAAAAAGGAUCGUUGAUAAGCGAGAUCAGCGGGUACAAACUAACGAAUUGUCGUCAUUUAUUUCUAAAUUGAAAUCUAACGUUGGCGUUACGGCCAAACCAAGAUGUUCGGACGUUGGAUUAGAAGUUAGAAUUAAUGCCGAUACGCGAACCGUCGCAGUCGGUCCUGAUCCACUUUCGAUUCGUAAUAUUUCCUUGAAUUCGAUUAAUUCUAGAAGUCAUUCGUUUAAUUAUGGGGAUAAUAUUAAUAAAAGGAAAACGAGGACGAUGAAAUCGAUCGGUGUGAUGGUCGAUGAUCUUAUCAAAAUGGCGACGAAAUCUGUAGAUACCGACGAUUUGACACCGAAGAGACGAGAAUUUGGUACUUCGCCGAUAAAGAAGAAAUUUAUCGACGCGUCGGUCGGUGACUCGAUAAAACCUCAUAUAUUAAUAUCAUGCAGUACGAAUUAUUGCGACAAUUGCAAGGAGACCAUUAAGAUGUUGGCUAAACAAAUAACUAAUAAUAACGUUGAGAAUAAUAUGAAUCAUCAGAACGCUAAUCUGGUGUCGAGGAUACCGAGACCAUCUCACAUAGCUCUUAAUACUUCUGAUCAUAAAAAAUUCAAGAGACAAGACACUUAUACCAAGAUACCGGCUGCGGGUAUUAUUCGUUACGAUUCGGAUAAUAAAGAACAGUAUGAUAGCAGUAAUCGCCUUCGACAAUUGGAAACGGAGAAGGAAAGAAAUGACAAAUCUAUGUCGGAGGAUAUGUCUCAGGACCAGCCUGAAAAAGGGGUCGAAAACGAAGAGAAACAAGAGCUACCCGAGUCGGCUCUCUUUCAACCUAUCCAAGAUGAUCCAAGAAAAAAAGUGGAACCGUCCAAAGAAAUGCAAGCCGCCAUGAAAGUGUUAAACGAUAGUUUUAAAAAGUCUCCUAGUAGAAACGUUUCUCAUCAGAUUAAAAAUGCCACAAAUAUAAUACAACAAGAGUGGUUUAAAAUAUCUAGUACGGCUAAUGCCAAUCCCUUGGACGUAGAAGAUUAUUUGGAUUGUUUCGAAGAAUAUUCUAGUACCUUGCUAGAGUAUAUUGUAAAUACGACUGACUCCAGCGGUAACACCGCUAUGCAUUAUGCAGUUUCUCAUGGAAACUUCGACGUAGUUUCCAUACUUUUAGAUUCCAAAGUGUGCGAUAUCAAUAAAGCAAACGUAGCUGGAUAUACGGCGGUAAUGUUAGCUGCACUGGCGGAAGUUAAGAAUUCUACUCAUGCUUCCGUAGCAAACAGACUGUUCCAGCUUGCCGAUGUCAACAUUAGAGCCAAAUUGCACGGACAAACAGCAUUAAUGUUGGCAGUGUCUCACGGAAGGAAGGAUAUGACACAAUUAUUGUUGGACGCUGGUGCCGCGGUUAAUAUUCAAGACGAAGAUGGUAGUACGGCUUUAAUGUGUGCAGCCGAACAUGGACAUACCGAUAUAGUACGAAUACUUCUAGCUCAUCCAGAAUGCGAUUCAUCGAUUGUCGAUAUAGAUGGUAGUUCCGCUCUAAAAAUUGCAUUGGAAGCUGGUAAUAGAGAUAUCGGUGUUUUACUUUAUGCACAUGAGCACGUUAACAGAGGUACUAGCCCAUAUUCGUCUAUAAGACGAAGUAGAAGAGGUUCAAAACCAACAACGCCAACCGGCCCUUCUCCUUCCGCUCCUGUAAGUCCAGCACCUUCCCGAAGGAUGCAUUCAUCCACGGUUUCCCUCAACACUUCAAAGUAUUCCGCUAAAUAACAGAGGAGCAUUUGGAGGCUGUUAACAAAGUUUGGUAAGAAAAAAGAUUAAAAUACUUACCGUUAAUCGCCUCGAUAUUAUAAUAAUUCGAGGUUAAGGGAGGAUUCGGUUUUUUCUUUUUUCUUCUUCUUCUUCUUCUUCUUCUACUUCUUCUUUUUCUUUUCUUCUUUUUUUUUUUCCCUGAUAAAAUAUGAUAUCAAUCCAUUUUAAUCAAAACUAAAUGAAAUUCUUGUUCGAUGAGAAUCUAUUAUAAGUAGUUUCUUCGGGUGUGUUGUAACAUAACGAAUUUAGAUAAAUGCUCAACUUUUGUACAUAUCUAUUUAGAGGAUGGUUGAGCUAUUAUUUUACCGUGAUUGGAAUUUAUAGAAACGGGGUUGUUGCACUCUUUUCCAGGUGCUAUCAAUUGUUUUCUACAAAUAGUUAAUAAAACCUUACGCAAGUAUGAGUUUUCAUAUCAAAUUUUACAAUGUUUUAUAAUAACAAUUUGGGAACAUUUAAUAAGUAGAGAGAAAGAGUGAAGAAUAUCAGAGUUAACGUGUUUCCAAAAUUAGGGGAAAAGGGAAAAAAAAACGAUCAAGUACAAAAUAUCCCUCGAUGCAGAGUUAGCUAAACGUGCCACGGUUAAAAACUAAAAAGAGGCAUUUUUUUUAUUUCAUUUUAUUUUAUUUUAUUUUUUUUUUUUUUUUUUUUAAGAAAAAAGGGAAUCGUCUUCCAACGAGCUGUGGCUCAAAACAUUCCAAAAUUAUUGAAUUAAAAAAAGAAAAAAAAAAGAAAACCAGAAUAAUAAAAAAGACGUAAAAAUAAUAUCACAUUUUCUUCGCGAAUAUUCUUUCUUUUUACCAUACUUUCUACAUAAUCUCCAUAUUCUUUAGGCCUAAUCGCCGUAGAUCCUUGAAAACUGAAAGGUAUAAUAAUAAAGAAGGUAAAAAAUAAAAAGAACCUAGAAAGUGAUAAAAGUAAUAAUAAAUGGUGCAGAAAAAAAUAAAGAACAUAAGGAUUUUAAAAAGUGUACAAAAGAACCUCGCGCGUAGAAGAAAGGUCAAUAGGGUGUUAACUCAUAAGUCUAUUUAAUUCAUUAAGAAAAUUCAUACACAUAUAUAUUAUCAACAAUUGUUUAAUAAUAAUCGUCGCACACAGUCGAAUUUAUAAUAAAAAAUAAAAUAUAAUAAAAUAUAAUAAAAUAAAAUAAAAAUAAAAAAAUACACGCACACGCCCACACUCAAAUAAAACAUACGUACACACACGCGAUAAACGAUGAAUAAUCUAUAAAACGUGUAUAGUAAGAAAUAAAGAGGGUUUUGCGUAAAUUUAGAUGAUCGAUCAGUAAUACGAUAUGACUGAAACGAUUUCUUUGUAGAAUUGUGAAUAAAUGGAUACGUUUGAAAAUGAUUUCAUUAACGUUUAUCCUAAAAAAAAUAAAAAUAAAAAAUUAAAAAAAAAAGUAUCUCUUCUCGUUAAGAAUCGAUUUAUAAAAAAAAAAAAAAACGGUGUUAUACAUAUAAUAUAUCUCUUUGUAUUUAUCAAUUGGAGAUAACAUUGUAUAAAAUAAUGAUCUACAUUAGAUAGUA
This is a messenger RNA of Vespula pensylvanica (western yellowjacket), 5803 nucleotides long. RefSeq names its product KN motif and ankyrin repeat domain-containing protein 1 (gene Kank). Lineage: Eukaryota; Metazoa; Arthropoda; Insecta; Hymenoptera; Vespidae. Gene Ontology annotation, biological process: negative regulation of actin filament polymerization. The record is from RefSeq and is a predicted model, not a curated record. Gene Ontology annotation, molecular function: protein binding. Bases 669 to 4235 code for a protein of 1188 amino acids. The transcript is spliced from 10 exons. Gene Ontology annotation, cellular component: cytoskeleton; cytoplasm.